CGGAUCGUUGUGUUUUUCGAGUUCAGUUUGCAUUAGAGCAUAGCAAGCAACACGGCUGAGUGUGUUAAGGCUUGAUUGUGUUCUGUUUCAUGUUUUCUCAGAAAUCUCGCGAAGUGUGUAUGACAAAGUGCCAAUGUUAAUCCACGAUAAUGUAAAUAGUGCUAUAGUUCUUUGUGUAUAAUUCGUUUUAAUUUGCCACACAUUUCCUUUAAAUUUUUGAACACAUAACCUAUAAAAAGGCAGCUGCCAGUGGGAAACAAUCGGUUUCAGGGAACUGUCAGGAGGUUUUGUUUCGGUUUCGAUUAAGUGUAAUUUAAAGUGAUUUAAAGCAAAAUGAAGGGGUUUACAACUUCACGCGAUGGUCUUUUGAAGAUCGACGAUGAUGAUUUAAAAACUGUGGUACUCAAAACUUCGAUUUUGGCUGUUUACGAUGUGGAUAAAACACCACUUGGCAGAGGAAAAUACGCAACAGUAUGCAGAGCAGUGCACAAAAAGACUGGCGUCCACUAUGCAGCGAAGUUUGUGAAAAAACGACGUCGCAACCAGGACCAAAUGAAAGAAAUUAUACAUGAAAUAGCCGUGUUAAUGCAAUGUUCGGACACAAGUCGGGUUAUAAGACUGCACGAGGUUUACGAAAGCACCACCGAGAUGGUUUUGGUACUGGAGCUGGCCGCUGGCGGCGAGCUGCAGCACAUCUUGGACAUGGGCCAGUGUUUGGGCGAAGCCGAGGCGAGAAAAGCUAUGCGUCAAAUUUUGGACGGCGUGGCGUACCUGCACAAACGAAAUAUCGCCCAUCUGGACCUGAAACCACAGAACCUCCUUUUGGCGGAACCCAACAGUUGCGAUAACAUUAAACUUUGCGAUUUCGGCAUAUCGAAGAUCCUGGAACCGGGCAUUAUAGUACGGGAAAUUUUGGGUACUGUAGAUUAUGUGGCUCCAGAGGUCCUCAGUUACGAACCGAUACAACUGUCGACGGAUAUUUGGUCGAUAGGCGUUUUAGCGUACGUGCUGCUGUCCGGUUUCAGCCCGUUUGCAGCUGACGACAAACAGCAAACCUUCCUAAACAUAUCGAAAUGCGACCUCAGCUUCGAGCCAGAACACUUCGAGGGAGUGUCCAGCGCAGCCAUAGACUUUAUCAAAACCGCGCUUGUGGUUGAUCCAAGAAAACGGCCAAAGAUCAAGGACCUGUUCGAGCACCCGUGGAUCUCCCUUAAAACCUCGAUACCCGGCACGUUAAACAUCCACGCGACAUCGACGGAAACGUCGCAGCCGACGCCAAAAUCCACGCCGCUCGCGCAACGCAAGAGCUUCGCCUGCUUGACGGAUGGCGGCGCGCCCACCCCCACCGCCAAGUCGUCCGCCCGGACGCCCUUUUGCUGCCCGGACACAGUGAACGCGCCGCCGUUUGCGGACAGCGCCGUCCGUACGUACGCCGUGUCGUCGGGUUGCCUGUGUCAGCAGUGCGGCACCGCUUGCCGUCAUCUCACCCACGCGCCCGUUCAAAAAAACACCCCGCACCGCGGCAUUCUGUGUUAGCAGCCCCUGUCUAUUACGUUGUUUAUUUCAUUUUUUACUUUAUUCUCUUUCAACUUCCAACACCCUGUUUUAACUUUGAAGGUACCUGAUUUUUGGCCACUACUAAAAUGCCAAUUUACAUUAUUACAGAAUUAUAUUAUAUUUAAUCAUUGCUUGUAGGUAAUAUUUUUCUGUUUCCCUUUUUAAACACUAUGAAUAUAAAUGGAAUUCAUCCUAAUAAUCACAAAAUUAUGUCAUUUAAAUUUAUGAUAUAACGAAAUAUAUCUAAAAUAUGUUUAGAUAACAUAGUGUCCCAGCAACUUAAAUAAAAACUUAAACCUUAAAUUAUACCUGCUGGUUUUAAAAUCCCAAUUUUGAAUACCAGAUUUAUGAUUCAGAUAAGAAAUAAAAAUAU
Brassicogethes aeneus is the source of this 1930-nucleotide messenger RNA. The record is from the annotation of a GenBank genome assembly. NCBI's taxonomy places the organism in Eukaryota, Metazoa, Arthropoda, Insecta, Coleoptera, Nitidulidae.